Molecule: messenger RNA, 5007 nt
Organism: Leucoraja erinaceus (little skate)
Lineage: Eukaryota; Metazoa; Chordata; Chondrichthyes; Rajiformes; Rajidae
Exons: 3
Coding region: 1388-2263 (291 amino acids)
Source: RefSeq, a predicted model, not a curated record
UCUAUCCCCUUCCCCUCAUUAAGGUUUAUUCACUAAAGUUGUGGUCUGGGCCUACUUGAAGGAGUUUAACAGGGACCACUGACCUGCAGCUCCUUGACGCGAGCCCGGCCAACGUGUCAUCGUCCAGGUCAAUUGUCCAACCUCAAUCAUGCGCUUUGUUUCCUGGUCACUGGGCAGCGAGUAUUCUGGGAUCAUGGCUCCCUCCUCAUUACAUCAAAACAAUAGCAAGGUUUCCAAGGAAUUAAGAAACCGCCAAAAUGGUGAUUUUUUGCACAGUAAAAUAUUGUGGAAGUCAGGGUAAGCGUGAGAGACAUCGUACCCAACUUCAGAAUUCCAAAAGUGAAGUGAGAUGAAGGUACAGAGCAGCAAGAGCUGGAGGGACAACAGCAGCUAAAGCGCUUGGUGAACAUUGGCCGUGCAGAUAUCGAAAUUGAAAAUAUUGGGAAUUAUCGCGUUUGCUCACUGCAUUUCAUCAAAGGUAAGGCAAUAUUUGUGUUUUUUCUUGAUUCCCCUGGUAUCAAAAAAGUUUCAGAAGUGAUCAAUUUGGCUGUAAAAUUUUAAAAUCGCCCGUGGUUGUGAAGUGGGUUUUUACAUGCAAAAAGAAACUCUUCUGAAGCUUAAUUUAGCAUUAAAAAAAUCUCUAGACUUACGAGUGGUGCGUGGAAAAAUAACUUUUCUAUCAUUAUGCUAUUGAGAUGUAUAUUUUGGCAAAUAAUAAAAUGUCCUGACAGCUUAAACACCCACUCUCUUUCAAUAGGAUAUUGUCAAUUUGCUGAGGUUGAUUAUGUUUAAUUAACAGCUAACAAUUAUGCCAUUCCUUGGCUUGCAUCUGAGUAAAAUGUAAUUCAAAACCCACGUAUGGUUAGUCCAUGUACGAGGUGUCGGACCCACGCCCUGCCAAGCCGCGCAAUCCGCAAUGACCAUACAGCAACUGGUCGAGGUAGCUGUGAUCCAGCAACCUUUUGCAGCCCUGAUUGCUGACUUCCCAGGGUUGCUCACGCCCCGGUUCGACGGGUCCGUGCCCCGUCAUGGCGUGGUCCAUCACUUUCCCACCGAGGGCCCACGCCUACUCUUCGAACGGCUGCACAAACACGGGUUGGUGAUCAACCCUGACAAGUGCCAGUUUGGAUUGCAUUCCAUUUCAUUCUUGGGUCACAACAUCACCUCCCACGGUGCACAGCCACUGCCCGAGAAAGUCGACGUUAUCCGUCGCUUCGCAAGGCCUCUAUCGGUCAAGGGUCUACAGGAGUUUAUCGGGAUGGUUAACUUCUACCACUGAUUCAUCCCGUCUGCAGCCGCCAUUGUGCGGCCGUUGUUCCAAUGCCUUGCCGGUAAGCCCAAGGACCAGGUCUGGUCCAAGGAGGCACAGAAGGCGUUCGAGGGGGCUAUGACCGCGUUGGCCAACGCCACUAUGCUGGAGCACCCUAGGGCGUCAGCCCAAACGGCUCUCACCGCGGACGCCUCCGACGUCGCGUUAGGCGCCGUCCUCGAGCAGCGUGAAGGUAGUCGCUGGGUGCCACUGGCAUUUUUCAGCAGGCGGCUGCAAGCCCCCGAAGUUAAGUACGGCGCUUUCGACCGGGAACUCCUCGCACUCUACCUAGCGAUCUGCCAUUUUUGUUAUUUCCUGGAGGGGCGCGCGUUCACCGCAUUCACAGAUCACAAGCCACUAACGUUCACUUUGACCAAGGUAUCUGACCCCUGGUCUGCCAGACAGCAGCGGCACCUCGCUUGCAUUUCCGAAUUCACGUCCGAAAUUCCCACUUCCCGGCAUGGUUUGUCUUUGGUGCAUGUACCUACUAUGUUACGGGAUUGUGCUCAUGUUUUACUUCGUAGAGAUGCUCAACGCUCGCCGUUCCAGCGGGUGUACGAGGGUCCGUACAAGGUGCUCAGUACUGGUGUCUCGACGUUCAUGUUGGACCUGGGUGGCAAGGAGGAGUUCGUCUCCGUGAGCCAUCUUAAACCAGCACACGUUGACGAGGAUAGCCCAGUGACAGUGGCUACUCCACGGUGUAGAGGACGUCCACCUGUUGUUUUACCGCCCUCUGCACCUGUUAACCCCGGUUAUGUUUCUCCGGCCCCCCCCCCCUUUGUUACGCCCGUCCCUCGUUCGUGUUUUUCGUGCCCCUCCGGUCCUGUUUUACAGGUCCCUAUUGUUACGUUCGCCCCACGACCUCGAACCACACGUUCCGGUCGAACCGUCCGUUUACCCGUGCGUUUCCGUUACCGCGGAUUCUGGGGGGGGCCGUGUAGCGGCGCCUGCUAGCGCACGCAGAUAUCGAACCCGGCAUUCGGAAGCCGCGAUCACGUGACUCGGGAGUGGCCGCUUGUUUCGCGCGGUUUUUGCUUGCGCACGUUAGUUCAGCGCUGACCACCGAUGUGGGCAGACGUGUCUGAAGAACCUGUAAACUGGAAAUCGAACUUUUGAAUAAAGAUCUGUUGGAAACCCCAGUUGUCAUUCUUCAGACGUUCGCCAAAAGAGGAUGGUUUUAUUGGAUCUUUUGUAGGCAUGAAAUAAUUAGAUUGACUGGUGUAUCUAAAUAGAAGCUUUAAGCAUGGUUAGAGUCACAUGCUGCAGGCAGGCAGGCAGGCAGAUGUUUUAAUUUAUGACAUGCAUGAAUCCUGAAAUCUGGAGCACAGAAGUAUUUUCCAUUUCACCUGAUUUGUGAAAAUGAUUAUAUUAAAUUGUAAGAAUACAAUACAAUACAAUACAAUUUAUUUGUCAUUUGAACCCCAUUGCGGCUCAAAUGAAAUGUUGUUUCUGCAGUCAUACACACAAAAAAGAACCAAGGCACAACACAAUUUACACAAACAUCCAUCACAGCGCAUCUCCUCCUCGCUGUGAUGGAAGGCAAAGACUUAUCUCUCCCCUGCACUUCCCAUUCCCCUCCCGAUGUCAGAGUCAAAGUCAAAGCCCCCGGCGGGCGAUGGCAAUUGUCCCGCGGCCAUUAACGCCGCGCCGGGUGAUGCAAGGCCGCGCUCCGAGUCUUGGCGUUGGAGCCCCCGGCCGGCGUUAGCAAAGUCCCGCAGCCAUUCCAAGCCACGCCGGGUGAUGAUGUUAGGCCCCGCUCCACGUACUCUUCGACCCCGCAACUCGGGCGGGUGAAGUCGCCGUUGCGGAAGAAACACAAGAUAGAAUUUUGUUUAGGAAGCCAAAUUAAACCAGAGAUAGACACAAAAACCUGGAGUAACUGACAGGAUUUGCAGUUUCCUUUUGAGAAGAAGUGAAUACUGAUGAUAGAAACAUAGAAAAUAGGUGCAGGAGUAGGCCAUUCGGCCUUUCGAGCCUGCACUGCCAUUCAAUACGAUCAUGGCUGAUCAUUCAACUCAGUAUCCCAUACCUGCCUUCUCUCCGUACCCUCUGAUCCCUUUAGCCACAAGGGCCACAUCUAACUCCCUCUUAAAUAUAGCCAAUGAACUGGCCUCAACUACCACCUGUGGCAGUGAAUUCCACAGAUUCACCACUCUCUGUGUAAAAAAUGAUUUUCUCAUCUCAGUCCUAAAAGACUUCCCUCUUAUCCUUAAACUGUGACCACUAGUUCUGGACUUCCCCAACAUCGGGAAUAAUCUUCCUGCAUCUAGCCUGUCCAACCCCUUAAGAAUUUUGUAAGUUUCUAUAAGAUCCCCCUCAAUCUUCUAAAUUCUAGCGAGUACAAGCCGAGUCUAUCCAAUCUUUCUUCAUAUGAAAGUCCUGCCAUCCCAGGAAUCAGUCUGGUGAACCGUCUCUGCACUCCCUCUAUGGCAAUAAUGUCCUUCCUCAGAUUUGGAGACCAAAACUGUACGCAAUACUCCAGGUGUGGUCUCACCAAGACCCUGUACAACUGCAGUAGAACCUCUCUGCUCCUAUACUCAAAUCCUUUUGCAAUGAAAGCUAACAUACCAUUCGCUUUCUUUACUGCCUGCUGCACCUGCAUGCCUACCUUCAAUGACUGGUGUACCAUGACACCCAGGUCUCGCUGCAUCUCCCCCUUUCCCAAUCGGCCACCAUUUAGAUAAUAGUCUGCUUUCCUGUUUUUGCCACCAAAAUGGAUAACCUCACAUUUACCCACAUUAUACUGCAUCUGCCAAACAUUUGCCCACUCACCCAGCCUAUCCAAGUCACCCUGCAGUCUCCUAGCAUCCUCCUCACAGCUAACACUGCCCCCCAGCUUAGUGUCAUCCGCAAACUUGGAGAUAUUGCCUUCAAUUCCCUCAUCCAGAUCAUUAAUAUAUAUUGUAAAUAGCUGGGGUCCCAGUACUGAGCCUUGGGGUACCCCACUAGUCAUUGGCACCUGGAUAUGCAGGGAAUGGAGGGGCAUGGGUCACGUGCAGGCAGUGGAGAUUAAUUUAUCUUGGCAUCAUGUUCGGCACAGACAUUGUGAGCCAUGGGGCCAUAAUGGUCUUUGAUCUAUUCCUUUAUUUUAGUCAGUCAACUUUAGCUUAACAACAGCAACUUUGAGGUUGAUUUGGCAACAUUCAAAUCAGUAACGUUGGUAAAAGUGUGUCGGCCAUCUGAUUCGCUUUCAAAGACAACUUGUGCAAAUUAAUUUUAAACCAUGUAUAACCAGAUUUUUAAUUAUGUAAUUUAUAUGGGAUACAUAAUCACAUGGCACCUCUGAACCUACCUAUGCAACAUAACCGCAGCAGGGCUCCUGGUAAAUCCUCCUCUUCGAUCAGUAGUAGUACAACCAUUGAAGGGGCGGGAAUCUGAAGCUCAAUUAGCCGAUUGAUAUUACUGUAUAGACUGCAGGAGGAUGAAAGAAUCUGGAAUGAGUACAUAUUGUAAUUUAGCGUUAGUGAUUCAUCAGUGGAAGUCUCACCUCACUAUUACCACCAUCUUUUGUACAGGGCAAAGAGAUUGUGUAAACUGAGGUAUCCUCCAUGACUCGCGGAAUUCAGCUCCUGACGACUUUGGGGUGUGGGAGUAAACUGGAGAACCCGGAGAAAACCCAGCGAGGCCAUGGGGGGGGGGGGGGGAAGGAAGGAGCCAAGGCCGUGCAGCCAGCACAUGUAGCCAGGAUCGAACCCGCA